AUGAAUAAACAUAUAGAUUUAAUAGAUGAAGAUUCAAUGAAAUAAUUAGUGACAACAUUCGAAAUUGAUAUAGACUAAAAAUUGUGCAAUGAUUAAAAAUAAUUAAAUAUUGGUAAUACUAUGAUAUACUUUCCUUAUAAACCUUAUGAUGUAUAAAAAUAGUAUAUGGAAAGUGUUAUCUAAAUUUUAGAUAAGGGAUAGAAUGGAUUGUAUUUUUAUAUUGAUUAUAAAAAAUUAGAUUAGAAUCUCCGACAGGAACAGGCAAGACUUUAUGUUUAUUAUGUUCAUCUAUGGGUUGGUUAUAAAAGCAUAGAAAAGAAUAAUAGAAAUCUUAUUUGAAUAGAAAUUUAAAAAUUAUUUAUGCUUCAAGAACUCAUGCACAAUUAAAAUAAGUUGCUUAAGAAUUAAAGAAAACUGUAUAUAGACCAAAAUUAUCUAUGAUAGGUUCAAGAGAUUAAUAUUGUUUAUUGAACAUUAAUAUAAAAGGAAAUUAAUUAAUAUAAACAUGUAGAAAUUUAGUUAAAAGAGAAAAAUGUUAAUUUUAUAGCAUAGAUUAUUGUAAAAUAAUUGCUUCUCAAAAUAGUAAAUUGAUCACUACUUUAGAAGAAUCUAAAUAAUUUGGAUAUACAAAUAAAAUAUGUCCUUAUUACUUUGAAAAAGAAAGAUUAACAAAUGUUGAUUUAAUAUUACUACCUUAUAACUAUUUAUUAGAUGAUGAAUUUUCAAAGGUAGUUGAUGUAAAUAAUUCAAUUAUUAUUUUUGAUGAAGCUCAUAAUGUUCCAUCAACUGCUGAAAAUGGAUAAUCAUUUUUUAUUAAUGACAAAAUAGUAGAAGAAGCAAAAAAAGAAUUAGAAGGUUGGUUGAAGUAAUUAAAUACAGAGAUUGUACUUUAUUAAAGUUUUUAAUCAUCAUAAAAAAUAACAAACAUAAAUGAAUAUGAAUAAAUUGCUUAAACGAUUGGAGUUUUUUCAAAAUUUUUGGAAAAUUUAUAAACAACUUAUUUUGAUGCUAAAUCAUCUAAAGAAUAAUGCAAAGUGUUUGAAACUUAAUAGAUCUUUAAUUUCCUUUUUGAGCAUACUUCUAUAAAUAAAAAAGGCACAACUACAUUAUUUUCAAAUGGGAUCAAUAAAAAUAAUUUAUCAGAAUAUAUAUCAUUUUGUAAUGCAAUAAUUGAUUUUAUGACCUAAGUAUCUCCACUUGAGGGUUUCAAUUUUUAAUCUUGGAUUAAAUUUUUAAAUAAGCUUUAUAAUUUGAUGCUUAAUAAUAAUGAAUUAAAUAAAAUUAAUGAAUAAUAGAAAUAUUUUGAUUUCUAUAAGUUUGCAAUUAUCAAGAAUACAUAAAAUUAAAUAUCUUUGAAUAUUUGGUGCUUAGAUCCUUCUUUAGCAUUUAAGAAGUUAAUGUAAAAUAAAAUUCAUUCAAUAAUUUUAACAUCUGGUACAUUAUCUCCAAUGAAAUCAUGGUAAAAUGAAUUAAAAAUAGAAUUUUAGAUAAAAUUAAAUAAUAAGCAUGUAGUAGAUAUCAUAAAUAAUGUAAGAGCAUUUUAACAUUUAUAAUAUGAAUUUUCUUAUAAUAAAAGAAAAGAUGAUAAUUAAAUCAAAGAUUUAGGAUAAAGCAUAUUAAAUGUUUCAUAAAUUAUUAAGGGUGGUAUUAUAGUAGUAUUCUCUUCUUAUAGUCUUAUGUAGGUUAUAUAGAAAAGAUGGUGGGAAUAAUAACUGAUUUAACAAUUAAGUAAAGUUAAAAAGUGUUUCUGGGAAGAAUAAGGAAGUGCAUCAAUUCAUAAUACAUUAGAAGUUUUUAAGAAAAAUGUUUAGAGAGGAGCAAUAUUAUUUGCAGUUCAUAGAGGAAAGGUUGCAGAAGGAAUUGACCUUCCUGAUGAUUUAUGUAGAGCUGUAUUUUUAAUUGGAAUUCCUUAUCCAUCUUGUAAUGAUUAAAAAAUUAAGUUAAAACAAGAUUAUUUAAAUAAUUUACGUUAAGGUUUGUCUGGUAGAGAUUGGUAUAAUUAAUAAGCUAUUAGAGCAACUAAUUAAGCUAUUGGUAGAGUUAUAAGACAUAUUGAUGAUUAUGGGUAUUCAUAUUUAAUUAUUAUUAUUAGAGCUAUAUUUUUAUUUGAUAAAAGAUUUGAUGAGUCAAAUAUUAAGACUGCCAUUUCAUAAUGGGUUUAACCAGCUAUUAAACCAUGGAAUAAUGAUAAUGCUAUUAUCUAAAACCUUAAAUUAUUCUUUUAAAGAUAAAAUCAAGUUAACAAUCUAUUCAUUUAAAAUCUAUAAAUCUCUUAACAAUAAGAAAGAAGAAAUUAUUAAUAAACUUUUUAAUAAAUUCAAUAAUAAUCAAUUCCAAAACAAAUUACAUAAUCUAUUGCGAUUUAACCAUCUCAUAUAGAUUAAGUUAAAAUUUAACAAAAACCUAAAAUUAAAUAAAAAAAUAAACUUUAUUAAAAUAUUAAGAUUAUUAUACAAAAUAAGGGCCUUUAUUAGAUUAAUUUUAAGCUUAAGAAUCUGAGGAUUUAUCUGAUUAAUAAAUAAAUUAAUUCUCUGAUUAAGAGUAAGUGA
Molecule: messenger RNA, 2549 nt
Organism: Paramecium sonneborni
Lineage: Eukaryota; Ciliophora; Oligohymenophorea; Peniculida; Parameciidae
Source: the annotation of a GenBank genome assembly